Molecule: messenger RNA, 603 nt
Organism: Pichia kudriavzevii
Lineage: Eukaryota; Fungi; Ascomycota; Pichiomycetes; Pichiales; Pichiaceae
Exons: 1
Coding region: 1-603 (200 amino acids)
Biological process (GO): cellular respiration; ubiquinone biosynthetic process
Cellular component (GO): mitochondrion
Molecular function (GO): ubiquinone binding
Source: RefSeq, a predicted model, not a curated record
AUGUUUGCAAGGCGUCCUACCCUCCUGUACCCUAAGCAGGCACCAUGUCUUUCGAGAAAGGUGUUCAAUCUCUCCAAGGCCAUCAAAUCGUUAGAAUCGAAAGGCUCAUCUUCCAGUGCACAAACAUACACAAUCAUAAAGAAGUUUAAUCAUCCGCAGCCAUUAAUCUAUGAACUGGUGUCACGGGUAGAUUUGUACCAUGAGUUCAUUCCGUACUGUACGUCCUCCUUUAUCACAGAACGGAGUCCAAUAACGAACGAACCUACUAUUGCGGGGUUGAGAGUAGGAUUCCAGGCAUUUGAUGAAGAGUUCUCGUGUGAUUUACAAUGUGAAAGGCCCAAACUAGUUAUUGCAAAGUCAAUCACUCACUCUCUGUUCCAGUUUCUAGAAACGGAGUGGGAAAUCAAGGCUGUAGAUAAGAACCAAAGCGUUGCCACGCUUAACCUCAAGUACGAAUUCAAAAGCCAACUGUACAAUAAGGUGAGUUCACUUUUUGCCAAAAAAGUAGCCAGUCUGAUGACCAAGGCUUUUGAGAAACGUGCAUUCGAAGUAUCAAGAGAUGUUAAUGAAAUGGAUAAAUACACAACAUUUAUAGAGAAAUAA